Messenger RNA from Rubroshorea leprosula, 2410 nucleotides. The record is from the annotation of a GenBank genome assembly. NCBI's taxonomy places the organism in Eukaryota, Viridiplantae, Streptophyta, Magnoliopsida, Malvales, Dipterocarpaceae.
GUGGGUUUCCUCCAUUGCAAACCAAGCUUCCCUUCCGGCUUUCCUUUUGCGUCCCUCCACAAACCUACACAGUUCACCAACCAUUUCACCUACCUCUGCUUUUUUGCGCUCCAAGAUCCACACUUCACUACUACAUUUCUGUUUUCCUCCAUUUUUUUUUUCUUUAGCUCCCUCGUUCUCUACAUUCUUUCUCUCUGAAGAAUAGAAUUGUGUCUGCCCUUUUCUUGUCAUUUCUCUUAAUUCUUUUCGGUCCAUUACUACAACUCUCUGAAACUGCAAUUUUGCAACGGUAACCCCUUUUGGGGGAUCUUGGUUUUGGUGGGUUUGUGUUAUUUCAGGUCCAUUGGCUUAUCAAUGCGCAUUGAGUCUCUGGUGGUUCUAUUAGAAGAAACCCUGAGUUCCCAAAGAAGAAGAUCAAGGGGUUAACUUAGAUCACCACCUCAAAGGUGGAUGAUGUGUUGAUUUUUACUAGUUUUGGCAAGAUUACUUCAGUUUUACUUUUGAGAAUCUGUAAGAUCAAAGAUGCCUGAGAGUUCCUUGAAUUCAGAAUUGUCAAGGAAGACAUCGUUUUUAGGUCUAAAACUAUGGGUUUUGAUUGGUGUAUCAGUUGGAGCAUUUAUAGUGUUGAUUCUUUGUAUCUUAUCUGUAUGGGUUACAUUUCGGAGGAAAUCCAGACAAUUGGUUGACAAGUUCCCCCUUUCUCAAAUACCAAACAUCUCCAAGGAUAUCAAGGUUGAUAGAAUUGGUGUUCAAACUUACAAUGAUCACCCAGAAAGUUUGUUCCUUCCAGUUAAUGAUAAAUCAAGUGAUAAGAAUUUGGAGAAAAUGCUAACUAAUUUUGGGGCAAGCAAAUCAAGUGAUCCUGAUAACAUAAGUCAGUGCAGUUCAGUCUACCACCAUGAACAGGCAUUUAGUUCCCAUUCAGGUGAACAAGGAAGCUCUGGCACAGUGAGAAAGCAGUCUGCUUUGUCAUAUGGAGGGUUAGUUACAGCCUCUCCAUUAAUUGGUCUUCCAGAAAUCUCACAUCUUGGGUGGGGGCAUUGGUUUACUCUUAGAGACCUUGAGUUCGCAACACAUCAUUUCUCAGCAGAGAAUGUGCUUGGUGAAGGUGGAUAUGGGGUUGUAUACAGGGGUAGACUGAUCAAUGGGACUGAGGUUGCAGUAAAGAAGCUCCUGAAUAAUUUGGGACAGGCAGAGAAAGAAUUUAGGGUUGAGGUGGAAGCCAUUGGCCAUGUUCGACAUAAGAAUCUUGUGCGACUUUUGGGCUACUGCAUAGAGGGAGUUCACAGGAUGUUGGUGUAUGAGUAUGUGAAUAAUGGCAACUUAGAACAGUGGCUACAUGGGGCCCUGCGCCAGCAUGGUACCCUGUCUUGGGAAGCUCGCAUGAAAGUUAUUCUUGGCACUGCCAAGGCGCUUGCUUAUUUGCAUGAAGCAAUAGAACCAAAAGUUAUUCACCGGGACAUAAAAUCUAGCAAUAUAUUGAUUGAUGAUAAUUUUAAUGCUAAGGUUUCUGAUUUUGGACUGGCCAAGCUGUUAGACUCGGGAGAAAGUCAUAUCACAACUAGAGUUAUGGGAACAUUCGGUUAUGUGGCACCUGAAUAUGCUAAUACUGGCUUGUUAAAUGAGAAGAGUGAUAUUUAUAGCUUUGGUGUCCUCCUACUUGAAGCUGUCACUGGUAGAGACCCUGUGGACUAUGGGAGGCCUGCUAAUGAGAUCAAUCUUGUUGAGUGGCUGAAGAUGAUGGUGGGAACAAGAAGAGCAGAAGAAGUUGUGGAUCUGAAUCUGGAAAUUAAGCCUACGACACAUGCUCUUAAGCGUGCCCUUUUGGUGGCACUUAGAUGUGUUGAUCUAGAUGCUGAUAAGCGACCUAGAAUGAGUGAGGUUGUACGGAUGCUAGAAGCUGAUGAUUAUCCAUUUCGUGAGAGCCGAAGGAACAGAAAGAACCGUACAGCUAGCAUGGAAAUUGAAUCCAUGAAAGAAUCAUCAACUGAUGUGGAAAACAAAGUAGAGGAUUCUCAGACCCAUGUAUCUGCCACGGCUGACGAGUAGGACCAACAGAAGAAUGACCUAGGGAAUGCUUGCAUCAUCAUAUUUAAGUUUUUGGUAACCAAUGGAUAGCCUUGAAGAUAGCACAGGAACUAGAAGCAUCGACCUUUGUUGUUGGGGUUUUGCUACCCAACGAGGAAGCAAAAGAUCAGAAGCGGGGUGGUGGUGUUGUUGUACAGGUGUGCCGUAAGAGUUUGGUCGUGCGCUGCAUUUUACAUUUGAUUAUAAAUUUCCCCCCUUUUUCAUUUCAGUUACCGAUUCUUUUGUAUGCUGGUUAUCCCUUGCCUUAACUUGGUCUCCCUUUUAAUUUAUUUAUUUGUUGAUUUUGCAAUGGACAUCAUACUAUUAAAUCAAUUAUUAUCUU